Clonostachys rhizophaga is the source of this 1941-nucleotide messenger RNA. The record is from the annotation of a GenBank genome assembly. Lineage: Eukaryota; Fungi; Ascomycota; Sordariomycetes; Hypocreales; Bionectriaceae.
AUGGAUGUUCAAGGUGGAGGUUUUCAGUUGAACGGAGCUCUUAUUCGUGUGGGAGAUCCUCAGCCGGGAGGUCUUCUGCAGGGGAGUAAUUUUCAGCCGGAAGGCACUCUGUUUUGUGGCCCUCGUGUUGUAAUUUACAGCACCAGGCCUUGGUGUGAGCUGUGCAAGGUCCAUUUCAACCCGGGAGAUCUAAUCGUCCGUUUGGGGUCAGAUGGCUCUGUGUCCAGCACGUCGCGGUUUGAAAACAAGAUAAUACGGUGUGACUCUCAUGGAAACCCACAGGCUUUUGGCCCUACUUUCCAAGACAGACUGCCGUACCCUUGGGCUCACUCCUACCACUCUGAGUGUGCCAACGGUGGAGUCAAGGCAGAGGUGAUUUCGCCAGUUCUGGACAAGGUUUGGUAUAGUUAUGUGCCGACCAUGACAGAGUUCAAGCGCCGUCAGAAUUGGCUGCAAAUGGAGCUGAGCAAUAACCUGGCACGCAGCGAAGGUGCGCUCACAGGGGAUGUGGGGUAUCAGACUGCUGGACUUUGCCUCACUUCGCUCAUCACAGCCUACGCCAUGUCGACCAGGGACUAUCAUGAUACCGAGAUAACCUCCUUUCGAGUGGAUGGUGACAUCUGGGCUCGUCUUGUCAAGUUCGAGGGCAAGGAGUACAUCGCAUGCCUGAUGAAUUCUCCUCCUCCCCCGCCUGAAGACAGAGCCAGCUUUGUCGUCAAGCUGCGGAAACCCGAGGGACCAGUCAAGGCCCUCUACAUCGCCUUUGACUAUUUGGGCAUCCGAAAGCUCGUCAUCGGUGUGGAUGACGAGCCGCCCAGCAUCUCUCCAGAGGAAGGCCUUUGGUGGUUGACCAUGUCCGUGGAUGGCGACACUUUUACUUGCCAGAGCGAUGGCAUGAAACUGCGUCAGAUAAAGCCAGCUGCGGCGCUCGAGUUCCUCUCGUGGAGCCAUUGCUGGGCUACUCCACAGCCACCGGACAAAUAUCCAUGCUUGAAACAGAUCCGGACGAACGACAGUUUGGCGCCCGCCCGCGUCAAGUCCGUCGAAUGCAAUUUGCCAUCCAUAACAGGUUAUUCUGUGCGGUGGACUUCGCAACUGUCCUCGAUCCAUGCCCACGUCAGGGGAGAAGAGGAUUUUGCCUUUUAUGAUGAGCUCAAGAGGAAGCCCCAACGUGCCGUCUGGCUUUACAUGCCGAUGGAUGAAGGCGAGCUGAUUGAGCAGUUCUGUCUGCGAUCUGACCGAGAGUAUUCCCACACCUCCACUGCCCUUAUUAUGAAGACAGAUCGGGGUCGCGUAUGGGAAGCCGGACCAAGGCCCGACCCCGGUAUAGGCGGCCCUCUUGCCUGGACUUGUAUCAGCCAAUCCACGGAGAGGCAGCACUUGUUCUUCGAUCAAUCUUUUUUCGGUAUCUCGGCGCUUGGUUUCCAGCAUCCUCUGCCAGAUUUGUGCCCUGCGCGUGAAGAACCUCAGCUCGAAGUACCUCAGCCCGAAUCGGCACCUGGGCAGCUACUGGCUUCCGAGCAGUGCUUUUACACAUCUGCAUCUCUGGAUGGCGUGGCCUCGAUAUCCAUUUGCAAGAAGAAGAAGGCGAGGAAAGAAACGACGGGGGAGAAAAAGAGCACUCCGAACAUCACCGGGCUGCUCUUCACCUAUCAAGAUGGCCGCCAAAGAAGUGUCGGGCACGUCCGCCUUGACUGGUUGCAAAGGCCAACUGAAAUCGGUGACUCAAGAGGCAUAGCAUUCAAGCUUUCAGAGGAUAGGGAGAAGGUUGUCGACCUAACAGUCGGGGACCAUGCAGCCGAGGAGGGCGGGGAGUUUAUCCCUUGGGGUGGAAGGUUGGCUUGGUGGUUCUCUGUCAACCGGUGCGAGCUCAUUCAUGAAAGGGACGAUCCCAGCUUGGAGACACCAGUGGUGCAGGAACCUGCCAGUGGACAAGUAUAA